Messenger RNA from Pseudonaja textilis, 405 nucleotides. The record is from RefSeq and is a predicted model, not a curated record. Lineage: Eukaryota; Metazoa; Chordata; Lepidosauria; Squamata; Elapidae.
GAGAAUGUGUCGCUUGCUGAUGUUCUUUCACUGCAAGAUAGCUGUCUUACUGAGCAGGAUAUUUGGGCUAUUUGCCUGGAGUGUAGUCAGUCUUUGAAGAGCAUUAUCCACUCUACAGUCUUUCAGACCCUUUGCAUCACUCCUGACACUUUGGCUUUUAACACCAAUGGCAAUGUAUGCUUCAUGGAACAGAUCAGUGAUGAUCCAGAAGGAGCUUUCGUCCCACCAGAGAUUGAUGAAACUGGAAACACAUUUGAAGCCCAUCUGUAUUCCUUAGGAGCUACUUUAACAGCAGCACUAGAGUAUACAAUGGAAACUGAAACGGAUCCGGAAUUUAGCCAGGAUCUCUAUUCUCUGCUUGGACAAAUGCAGAAAGAAAAUCCUAAAGAAAGGCCAGACAUUGAG